Messenger RNA from Lepus europaeus (European hare), 2586 nucleotides. Its product is annotated as protocadherin alpha-10-like. The record is from RefSeq and is a predicted model, not a curated record. Gene Ontology annotation, molecular function: calcium ion binding. Lineage: Eukaryota; Metazoa; Chordata; Mammalia; Lagomorpha; Leporidae. Gene Ontology annotation, biological process: homophilic cell-cell adhesion. Gene Ontology annotation, cellular component: plasma membrane.
AUGUGCAAGAGACUUACGAACAAGCAGCGACCUUGGUCUCUAGAUCUGGCGGCCCUGGAGCCCGGCGCCUGCUGCCCUGGCUCCUGCUGCUGGCAGCCUGGGGCGGGCAGCGCCCAGCUGCGCUACUCGGUCCCCGAGGAGGCCCAGCACGGCACGUUCGUGGGCCGCCUGGCGCAGGACCUGGGGCUGCCGCUGGCCGAGCUGGUGCCGCGCCUGUUCCGGGUGGCGUCCCGGGCCGGCGGGGACCUGCUGGAGGUGAACGUGCAGAACGGCAUCCUGUUCGUGAACGCGCGGAUGGACCGCGAGGCGCUGUGCGGGCGGAGCGCGGAGUGCAGCGUGCACCUGGAGGUGGUGGUGGAGCGGCCGCUGCAGGUGUUCCACGUGGAGGUGGAGGUGAGGGACAUCAACGACAACCCACCCGUGUUCUCCGUGAAGGAACAAAAGCUCUCCAUACCCGAGUCUAGACUGCUGGACUCGCGGUUUCCGCUAGAGGGCGCGUCGGAUGCGGACGUUGGAGAGAACGCAAUGCUUACUUACAAGCUGGCUUCCAACGAGUUCUUCGUUCUUGAUGUUAUAAAUAAAAGAGGUAAAGGCAAAUUCCCAGUGCUCGUUCUACGAAAACUGCUGGAUCGUGAGGAAACUCCUCAGCUGGAGUUGUUACUGACGGUAACUGACGGGGGCAAACCGGAACUGAGCGGCUCUGUGUCUCUGCUGAUCCUGGUGCUGGACGCCAACGACAACGCCCCGGUGUGUGACAGAUCUGUUUACGAAGUGAAAAUGUACGAAAACCCAGCGAACCAAACGUUAGUAACGCGGCUGAACGCCUCUGAUGCCGACGAGGGCGUAAACAAGGAAAUGGUGUAUUCCUUUAGUUCUUUGGUGCCUCCUGUCGUGAGACAGAAAUUCGCAAUAAACGAGAGGACUGGAGAAAUAAAAGUAAACGAUGCUAUUGACUUCGAGGAUAGCAACAGCUAUGAAAUUCUCGUGGAUGUCACAGAUAAAGGAAACCCACCCAUGGUUGGCCACUGCACCGUCCUAGUGGAAAUCUUAGAUGAAAAUGAUAAUCCACCCGAAGUGGUGGUCACUUCUCUUUCACUGCCCGUCCGCGAGGACGCUCCCGUGGGCACGGUGAUCGCCCUCAUCACUGUCUCGGACCGCGACUCGGGCGCCAACGGGCAGGUGAGCUGCGCCCUGACGCCCGACGUGCCCUUCCGGCUGCUGUCGACCUUCAGGAACUACUACUCGCUGGUGCUGGAGAGCGGGCUGGACCGCGAGCUGGUGUCGGGCUACGGCGUGGUGGUGACGGCGCGCGACGCGGGCUCGCCGGCGCUGCGGGCGUCGGCCAGCGUGUGGGUGGAGGUGGCGGACGUGAACGACAACGCGCCCGCGUUCGCGCAGGCCGAGUACACGGUGUUCGUGAGGGAGAACAACGCGCCGGGCUGCCACCUGGUGACGGUGUCGGCGCGCGACGCGGACGCGCGGGAGAACGCGCGCGUGUCGUACUCGCUGGUGGAGCGGCGCGUGGGCGAGCGCCUGCUGUCGAGCUACGUGUCGGUGCACGCGGAGAGCGGGCGCGUGCACGCGCUGCAGCCGCUGGACCGCGAGGAGCUGGAGCUGCUGCGCUUCGAGGUGAGCGCGCGCGACGCGGGCGUGCCGGCGCUGGGCAGCAACGUGACGCUGCAGGUGUUCGUGCUGGACGAGAACGACCACGCGCCGUGGGUGCUGCCGCGGGGCGCGGGCGGGCCGGCGAGCGAGGCGGUGCCGGUGUGGGUGUCGCGGUCGGCGGGCGCGGGCCACGUGGUGGCGAAGGUGCGCGCGGUGGACGCGGACGCCGGCUACAACGCGUGGCUGUCGUACGAGCUGCAGGCGGCGCCCAAUGCGAAUGCGAAUGCGGCUGGGGCGGCGUCGGCUGCGGCGGGCGGGGCGCGGCUCCCGUUCCGCGUGGGGCUGUACACGGGCGAGAUCAGCACGACGCGCAGCCUGGACGAGGCGGACUUGGCGCGCCAGCGGCUGCUGGUGCUGGUGAAGGACCACGGCGAGCCCGCGCUGACGGCCACGGCCACGGUGCUGCUGUCGCUGGUGGACAGCGGGCAAGCGGCGGCGGCGGCGGCGUCCUCGUCGCGGGCGGGUGCGGCGGCGGCGGCGGCGGGCGGCGCGGCGGCGCUGCUGGACGUGAACGCGUCCCUGAUCGUGGCCAUCUGCGCCGUGAGCAGCCUGCUGGUGCUGACGCUGGUGGUGUGGACGGCGCUGCGGUGCUGGGCGCCGGCCGCGGAGGGCGCGUGCGGGCCGGGGCAGCCGGCGCUGGUGUGCGCGAGCGCGGUGGGGAGCUGGUCGUGCUCGCAGCGGAGGCGGCAGCGGGUGAGCGGCGGCGAGGGCGCGCCCAAGGCCGACCUCAUGGCCUUCAGCCCUGGCCUUCCUCCGGGUCCAAUGGUCGACGCUGGAGCGGAAGAUCCGUCUGCUGGACCCGACCAGGUUGGGAAGUAUGUGCUUCAUAAACAGUUUCCAAUAAAAGCUGAUAUCUUCAAGUAUGAGCAUACAAAAAAUAAUUGCAUCAAGAAUUUAAGCAUUGCAAUGCCUUCAGUGUGA